AAGUCACUCCUCUCCGAAUCAGACUACCAUUUGCUUUGAAAUCUCGUCUUCGAGAAAAGGUUAAGAGUAAUGCCAGCAAGAACAAAAAAUCAAAUGGUGUAAAGGAAAAACCAGCAAAAAGGCCAUUGCUUGAUUGUGUUAGCUCUGUACCAGAAGAGCAUCAUGUCUCUGGUUAUUCAGCAGCAGAGAGACUGGAAAGUCAAGAUCCUUUAAUCUCAGUAGUGGAGAAAGGUAAUGAAUCGUUGGUAUAUACAGAGGAUAAAGACACAAAUAAUGAAACUGUUCAAUGCAGUGUUGCCUUUGACGGUGAUAACAGCUACACAAAUAAGUCUACACUUCUGAAAUCAUCUUUACCAACUACAUCCAACAUAGAAACGGAUCACAACGAAAAACAGUCUCAACAUAUGGAAUCUUCCCUAGACUGUCCAGAUAAGUUAUCGGUUGCUGAUAAGAACACACACAAUACAGAAAAGCCAAAUGAUCCUCACCAUCUAGCAGAUAAAUUAAAGGAAGUGGUUUCCAAAAUUUCUUCUGGACGAAAGCGAAGGAAAUCAGCAGUGUUGCUGGACUCCCAGCCAAUUACACCAGAUGCAAAGAGAAGGAGGCUUUCUAAAGAGAAAGAGCUGGAUUCUUAUGGCAGUUGUUCAAAAUCUGUCAGAACUAUUGAUAAGAAUGUCCAAGAACAGAAUUCAGUUGUUGCAAAAUCCUGUGUUAUGGAUGAUAAGUCAAAGGAUGCUGGUGAGUAUUGUGAAAAAUCUAGUGGCGGUUUUGUUGUGUUACCCAAUACAUACAACGCAUCAAUAUCUGACUCUAGAAAUACACUAUCUUCAAAAGAGCCGUCUCAUCAUUCCAGUUCCUCAUCAAGUGUCAAUACAUCUGCAACAGAAAUGCACAAAGACAAAGCUUUGGAAACUGAAGUGGCCACAGAUGAUGAUUUACCUAAGAUUGUAAGAUCAGCUAGACUGAGGAAAGUUAGAGUCUCUAAAAGACCCUGGUUGAUGAAAACCAAAGAGACAAAUGUGGCUGAAUCCCAGAGCGAGACUGAAGAUCCAGAAGGAUUUGUCAACAAAAGUGAGGAGGAAAGCAACAAUUCAAAAGGACCUUGUAUGGAAAAAAGCAAAGAAAAGAAGAAAUCAGAAAUUGAAAAAUGUCAAGAAAGGACAAAGUCUCUUCGUUUGGAAUUGCGAAGAAUUUCCUUUCCACCAACAUCUUUGAAGAAUUUGGAUAGUAAGUCAAAUGAAACUGAUACAGCAAUGGUAAAACAGGGUCCAGAGAAAGAGAAGGAAUCAGGGAAAAGAAAUUUAAACAAGGGCUUUGAUAUGGAAGGUUUGGGAAAAGCUGUAUCCGGACAACAGUCUGCAGAAACAGAAUUGGAAUGUAUGGAGAAGUAUGGUGGAAGUGUUAAUGACAAUAUGAAUAACAAUAGCUCUAUUGUCUCCAGAGAGGGUGAAAGUACAUCAACUAUAAUACCAUGGAUAGCCCAAUCAUCGUAAAGGAGAGCAACUCAGUCAGUAUAGUCUGUGACACUGAACCUAUCACUGAAGUGUCUGCAGUCGGAAACACAGAUGAUACAGUCACAGAGAGUUUGACUGGUGUACAAACGGACAGUCCAGUAACAGGCAGGGUAGUCUCAAAUGACAAGAUCGAAAUCCAUGAUGAAAGUGAGGGAGAUGUAGAAGUUAUAAAUGUCAGUCAUAAACCAAAGGAUACUUUUGACAUCAAUAUUGUCAAUGAUCUGUUCUUUCCCGUGGAAUUUCAUGGAUCAAAACUUAUGUGUAUUACCUGCUUGUCGGGGAAGUAUUUUGUGGUGCGUGAACUUCUAAACAAAUGUUUUAUUGAUAUUGCAGAAAAGAACAAAAAGAGGGGAGUAUUCCUUUCAAAACUUUUUAAGCAAGUAUAUGUUGCCAAAGAGCGGGAUCUCAACAUUCCUUAUGUGGAGUUACCCGGGUCCUUACGCACUAGUAUCGGUGAUUACUUGAUGAAAGAACAAUUGCUAAGGAAGAGUCUUGUCUGCCACAUUGGAAUUAUCCAUGUGAAUGAUGCAAAGCGGCUUUAUCAUUUUUUCUAUGGUGUCAAAUCCUGUCAUGAUUUGAAGUGUGUGUUGCCAUGGUCAUCAAAUGAUUCCAUAGAAACAACGAAACACUCUGAUGAGAUUGAAACCAGGCAAGACGAGCUGAAAUCAGAAAAGGAUGUAGUAGUUGAUGUGGAAACGGGCACGACAGAAAAGGAUGUUGAAAUUAUAACAUGUCAAGUGAUAUUUGACAGAGAAGUGAAAGAGUCACCAGAUUUGGGAAAUACAGAAACUCGAGAAAAUACAGACUCCUAGAAUCUUGCUAGAAGCAAUUCAUCUGUUAGAAUCAGAGAACUGUUUGAAAGUCCCCAAAAUAUCCUCAAGGAAUGGUGGAGACCCCAGUAACAAGCAGAAGAAAAGAAUGAUGCUGAAGAAGAUGAGAGGACGACUAGCCGUGAGAAGUGGUGACAGGAGUGACUUGUCAGAUGACAGUGAUGCUACCAUACCUUACAUGGAUGAACCAGAACCCGAGAGUGAUGUGGAAUGUGACAAGAGCAGACUUUCUUCCUCUUCACUUCCGAAAGAUUUUGAAAAUUCAGGAACAUAUCAAUCUUGUGCUCACUCAAGUAAUAUGAGUUCAGAUUCCACUACUAUCAUUGACAAUAGUGCUCAUUCAACAAACAAUGAUCUGGUUACAGCCAACAGUGACAUUGAAGAUAGUAACAGUGAUGACCAACAGGAAAGCAGAAUUGAUCCUGACCUAAAUGAAGAUUAUGUCGUUAGGGGUGGAAUAGCUGAACUGUAUGAUGGCAUGUUUCGAUUCCUAGUGAUCAAUGGUAGGAAGUUUUUUCCCUUUGAAGACCUGUGCCAGCAUUAUGAGAAAGAGGAUCUGAUAAAUUGUUUGAAAUCAAAACCUGGUCAUUUCAAGGCUAUCAGAUGUUCUGUGAUAGAGACAGAUUUCCUGAAUAAUCUGGAACCAACUUUGCCAGUAUUGGUGGAAAAUGCUACCAUCAUUGAAGAAGACUUCCUCCAUUGUUCAGCUAAGUUGAAUUUCAGGAAAUUGUUUGACAGCUCUGAACAAGAAGUUGUUGACUUGACAACUGAAGAUGAUGCUGUAGUUCCACAGAGACUUGCAGAUUCUCCUGUACUAACGCCGGAGGCAUCACCAACGUUGACCAACCCCUGCAAGCUCUCCGCAUUUGAAUCAUUCAGCAAUGAGGACAUGCUUGUAGAUACAUCUGACGAUAUCCUGAUGAUGGAGUUAGGGGACGGCAAACUGUGACACACGAGGCAAAGAGUCUAUACAUACCAAGGAUGGCAGUUCAGAAGAUGACCUUAGUGCUAUUGAUGGUCGUGAACAAAAAGCUGUUGCAGAUGCCUUUCGGGAUAUUUGGGUGGAAAAUCAUUCUCUAAAAUCCAAAAUGGCACUGAUGACACAGGAUUUUGAGGAAACCAAAAAAGAAACAAUGGAUUUUGAAGCCACCUGUCAACAGUAUGGAGAUGCCAUUGAACUGAUGACAAAAGCCAUGCAGCAAACAUGCUCAGAAGAUCGAAAGAAAGACCUCUCCUGAUACGGACGAAGCGGAUCAGAUGAUCAUGCGACAAAAAUUCUGCCCUCUAUUCAUGAUCAGUGAAGACAGAUU
Molecule: messenger RNA, 3654 nt
Organism: Pecten maximus
Lineage: Eukaryota; Metazoa; Mollusca; Bivalvia; Pectinida; Pectinidae
Exons: 5
Coding region: 405-1493 (362 amino acids)
Source: RefSeq, a predicted model, not a curated record